Recurvomyces mirabilis is the source of this 978-nucleotide messenger RNA. RefSeq lists its product as uncharacterized. NCBI's taxonomy places the organism in Eukaryota, Fungi, Ascomycota, Dothideomycetes, Mycosphaerellales, Teratosphaeriaceae. Bases 1 to 978 code for a protein of 325 amino acids. The transcript is spliced from 2 exons. Gene Ontology annotation, biological process: carbohydrate metabolic process. The record is from RefSeq and is a predicted model, not a curated record. Gene Ontology annotation, molecular function: hydrolase activity, hydrolyzing O-glycosyl compounds.
AUGCUUCUUUCUUUUCUAUUUGCGUUGAGCGCAUUUGCGAGCGUUGCGUUCACCAAUCCUUUGCCUCUGCCUGAGAUAUCUAUACAAUCCAUCAAGCGAUCUGAGGCCGGCCCUGAGAUAUCUGGUGCGAAUUUCCCAGAUCCCGCAAUUAUCAAGGUGGGCUCUACCUGCAUCCACAUCCAAGUAGCGAGCUCGCCAGACUUUACUACUUGGAAUAUCAUAAACAAGUCCGAUGGUACACAAUUCGAUGCUCUGCCCAAUCUGCCGGCAUGGGUAGACGCCUCGAAUCCGGCCACUUGGGCUCCCGAUGUCAACCAGAUGCUGGAUGGCACCUUCGUCAUGUACUACUCGGCCACUGCCAAAGCUGAUCCUUCGAAGCACUGUGUCGGCGCAGCCAAGUCGAGCACUGUUACGGGACCAUACACGCCCAUCGGGUCAGCGGCAUUCAUCUGUCCACUAUCACAAGGAGGUGCAAUUGACGCUUCCGGCUACUAUGUGGGUGGCAAAAGAUAUGUCACCUGGAAGAUCGAUGGAAAUUCUCUGGGCCAUGGUGGAGCAUGCAGCAACAUGGUGGCUCCAAUUGUCACCACUCCGAUAAUGGUCCAGCAAGUUGGAAACGACGGCGUGUCCUUCAUAGGUGCCGCAAAAAAAAUCAUGGAUAACGACGGGGUCGACGAUCAGGGCGUGGUCGAGGCACCUUCUCUGGUCAAAAUUGGAAGCACAUGGGUUCUGUUCUUCUCUUCCGGAUGCUUCGUUUCGACCUAUAACCAGACAUACGCGACAGCUUCAUCGAUCAUGGGCCCGUAUACACGGGCUACUAAGCCUCUGUUCUACAACGGUGUCGACGGUCUGACCAAUCCAGGAGGUGGCGACAUUCAGCCGGACGGCACACAUCUGGUCUUCCAUGCCAACGCUCCUUCAGGUCGUGCGAUGUUCCAGGCGACUGUGAGCUUGAACGGGCGUGCUAUCACCGCCUAG